UCCAUUACCGCAAGAGUCCCCAAAAUUGUGAUUUGAUUUUUCUUCAAGAGGAAGCAUAAAAUGGAUAAACAAAGGGUACGGGACAACGGAGUUAUCCGAGUUCCGUGGCAACAGCAUAGGCACGGGCAGCCAUUUCAACAGCCUCUUCCGAAGAUGACGCCUCCUGAGUGCAUCGGCGCUUUUAGCAUCACCGACGGGGAGUAUCAGAACGACGCCCGGAAUGCCACCUAUCUGUGCGAUCCCUUCCCCGAAACGCCCAUCGAUCUUAACCACGGGAUCGAAAAUGUGAUACGAAAGGGAUCACGAACCCUACUCGACAUAGAGUAUGUGCUUAAAUAUGUAGAAAGUCAUCGAAAAGAACUUCUGGUAGUGAAGGGAAACACCAUCCAACUCGAAGCGGAUUUCGUAGCGUUGCGGGGUGUCUUGAGGCAUAUCAUGUGUCUGCAGUACGACCGUCUGCAAGAUCUUCGGAUUAAGGUGACACGAGCAAACGGCACCAUCUAUAUAAAUAAAGAGGACACCGAGGAGAAAUUGGCGCACGAGGCUUCCUUGUCAAGCCGGCAACUCGACAUGUGCUCCUGGGGCUUCAAGUUUGAGCAGUGCCUAACCAGCGACAAGCCAUGCGGUAAUCCGGUAACCGAUGUACCUGUCAACGAGGGCAACGAACUUAACUGCGUUUUUCGCAAAAAUAUAAAUGGACUUCGUUUGAUUUAUGGAGCCGAAAUGGACUGCAUUGUCAGUUCUCAGCCAGUGAAUUUCCAGGACCCUCUCAACUAUAAACGCCUUGAAUUUGUGGAGCUGAAGACUGGACCCUACAAUAGGAGCCCCCAUCAAGAAAACAUGUUUAGCCGCUUUAAGUCGGCCAACUGGUGGAGCCAAUCUUUUCUGGUCGGCAUCAAGACGAUCUACGCCGGUUUGAGGGACAAUAACGGCGUGGUGCAGGAGAUUCGCCGAUACGAUACGCGGGAAAUGUCCCGUGAUUCACCGUGGAGCCCAGCGGCCAUGGUUGUGUUUCUGGAGAAGUUCCUGCGCCAACUCAAGUCUCUCAUGGAGGCGAUCGACGAUCCAUUUGCCGUUGUCCAGGUUGAUUUCAAGUGUCAGGAACGAUGUGCUUACUAUAAGGUGCUGCGCGGCAAGGAAAACCAGAUUCUACCCGACUGGUACCGCGAGCUUCUAAAGGGCCAGUUUGGUUGAAACAACUGACUUUCAAGGUCUUGCGCUUAGUAAUCGGUUAAUAAUUGGCCAGGAUUAUCAUUUUGCUCUCGUCCACAUAGGGCGAACUCAAGAUAUCCCUUAUUUGGAUAAGGUGUCUCUGAAAAAUUGAAAUGUACAAAUAUUUUAUUCUUCGAUUUUUAUAAAGAACGACUAAGAAUCUGCC
Messenger RNA from Drosophila bipectinata, 1378 nucleotides. RefSeq names its product decapping and exoribonuclease protein Rai1-like. The record is from RefSeq and is a predicted model, not a curated record. Gene Ontology annotation, molecular function: mRNA 5'-diphosphatase activity. Gene Ontology annotation, biological process: NAD-cap decapping; nuclear-transcribed mRNA catabolic process. NCBI's taxonomy places the organism in Eukaryota, Metazoa, Arthropoda, Insecta, Diptera, Drosophilidae. Gene Ontology annotation, cellular component: cytosol; nucleus.